This is a messenger RNA of Ostrea edulis (European flat oyster), 4079 nucleotides long. RefSeq lists its product as uncharacterized. The record is from RefSeq and is a predicted model, not a curated record. The transcript is spliced from 19 exons. The coding region runs from base 250 to 3276 and encodes 1008 amino acids. Lineage: Eukaryota; Metazoa; Mollusca; Bivalvia; Ostreida; Ostreidae.
CCCAAUAACCUGACUGAGGUCUGUAUUGUGAACCUUCCUCAAACUGUAUUGUUCUGAUUUGUUCUGUAUAGAAAAACCAGCUGUAGUGUGUAUAUUGUUAAGCACUCUGUACUUCUGCUGUGCUGGACAUUACCCAAAUCUCUACAGAAUCACAGUCAAAGUGAGACUUGUGAUGUAGCCCUUUGCAUACUGGGAAUCAAUAAUCAGAUAUCUUUGUUGGUAUUUUGUAUUAGUAUUUUGUAAACAUGAAUGGCUGAGAGUGGUCACAACUACUUGGAGAUUCUUCCCGAUGAAGAGGAGGUGACAAUGAAUCGCACGUCCGUGGAGAUACCUUUACUGGGUACAAGCUCGGGAUCACUGGACGUUGACCAGGUGAGCCCAGAGUUCCCUAUGCAGUCCUCUGGCCAGUAUCGUCCAGUCAGUGCAACAAAGACCUAUGACUAUGCUGACUAUCCACAUCAGUACGAGGAACUCCCACAUCCUCAACUGCAGCCCAAUGGUAUGUCUCCCGACUGUGUGGACAUCCACUCCUCAAACGGCACUACAGUUACAUCAGGAAUUCACUCGGAGCAUGAGGAGGUAGAUGGCGCUGCUCAGUCCGAAGAGGAGAGGAAGCGGUUUAACCCCCUGUAUGAUGCCAUGAUCAACACAUCGCCCACCAUCUACAACAAGGUGAACAGCACAGUGAAGGCCAAGCAGGACCUGACUGUGAUGUCACAGCUCCGACUGCUGAAGCUGGCUCUUCUCCUCCUCACACUCAUCUCUACAGCCUCGCUCGUCAUCAUUGUGUACGUUGUGAUAGCAUUCGGUGAGGGUCCUAAUAAGGUAGCAUCCUUACAGAGAGAGUUACAGAGUCUCAAGUCCAAUCACACCAACCUGAAAACCAAGAUGAUGCUUCUAGAAUCUAUUGUUGCUGGGAAUAAGUCUUUUAAAUACAUCAAUGACCUAGAUGAUAAGACAAAGGAAAACAUAUCGUCACUGAAUACCAACUUACUGAAUGCAAAUGCAAUGUUAGGUCAGGUCCAGGAUCAGAUAAGCUCCAGUUACCUCAACCUCACUUCCGUCAUUGCUUCCCAGAAUGCCGCAGUACAGGAACAACUUCUGAAUAUCAGCAAAAUGGAGGGACCUCAGGGUCCUCAAGGGGUAGGUAACCUGAGCGCUUGUUUUAUGAAGGACGACACUGUCAGUUCACCAAUCGACACCACAUCGACCACCACGCUCAAUCCAUUCCCUCCGGAGGAGGAUCUAAAGAUGAGAUGGUUCUCGUGUGUGCUUCUUUGCAUUGUAUUGUCACAAGCCCAGAGCUGUUCUAAAUACAUUGACCUUGUAAUUGUCGUGGAAUCUUCCAAUGCCACUUUGUUCAGUUCUGGAGGGAAACAAACAUGGCACCCGGCAAUUCAGAUGUUUCUGACGAGUCUGUUGGAUGGCAUCACUCUCGGCACUGAGUUCUUCCGGGUUGCAGUGGUGCUCUACAGUUCUGCAGUAGAUGAUGUAAUGACUUUCACUGUUGACAGAGAAUUUGCGCAACAUGUGAUCUCUUUCUUGCGCCCUAAUUUUGAGGGAGCAAAUUUACAUACAGGCCUAGAGGAGAUGAAUCGAAUGUAUCAGUACUACUCCCGACCAGGUGCCACCAGGCGCGCAUUGCUGGUCACCGGGUCAAAAAUUGACGACUCAUCUAGCACAUUUGCUGAAGUGUGGCAAGCCCGCAUCAUGAACGUGGACCUAUUAGCAAUUGGUUUUGGUGGGAAUGAACUGGAACAAGAGUUGAAGCAGAUGGCUUCUGAUUUUGUCGUGACCAUCAGCGACAUUGCCAUGCUACAUGCACUAGUUAGUAGAGCCCUACUGAGGAUUUGUGUAGAUCCAGUUGAUGGCAGCUGGUCUGCUUGGAUGGCCUGGAGUACAUGCACAGCCUCAUGUAAUGGCGGCUAUCACAAACGCACACGUUCCUGUAACUCACCCCAGCCUUCACUGGGUGGCCAGCUUUGUGAUGGAAUGCCAACUCAGACAGAAAUCUGCAAUACUCAUGGUUGUCAAGAGGAAUGGGGAUUUGGGAGUUGGUCCUUGUGGAGUGAUUGUUCCACCUCCUGUGGGUCGGGCAGGCAAGUGAGAACACGCUGGUGUCAAGGUCAGUGUGGGAACAAGGAAGUGGAGACAGAGUUCCAGUCCUGCUCUAAAGCAGAGUGCCCUUCACCCGUUGAUGGUGCCUGGACUGAAUGGGGAGGAUGGAGUUCCUGUGAUUGCCACACAAAGACACGUCAAAGUAGCCGCAAAUGUUUGAACCCUCCACCUGCCAACGGAGGCAAGGCCUGCUCUGGUUCUUCAGUAAGGAACAGCACCUGCCUGCAGACAGAAACAAAAAACUGUCCUGAGGAUGGGGGUUGGUCUUCAUGGUCAGAGUGGAGUAGUUGUUCCCAGUCAUGUGGUGAAGGAAUUUCAUCUCGAAAGCGCCAGUGCGAUCAACCCUUACCACGCAAUGGCGGGGCAGAUUGCGUGGGAACAAAAAUUGAUCAACAAAGAUGCAAUUUAUACACUCUGUGUAAAGAUUGUCCACAUAAACCUUCCCAGCAAGGAAACAAUUGGUACUUGACGAGUUUCCACGACUCCUGGGUACCCCAGCGCUGUUCUGAUAGAGAAAUCUUCUCUGUGGAAUCCUGCAAAUGUAUAGCAGACAAGAGCAUCGCCAAUGGCCCAAGAUGUGAUGAAGUUCUACACCUGGAUUUUCUGUCAGACACUGAAAAUUCUGGUACUCCUUCAUCAGAAAAACAGUCCGCACACAACACUUUACAAUAUGAUGGAAGAGGAAACGCAGUGUUUAGUAAUGAUACCAGCAUUGUGCUGUGGCAGUUCUAUCAAAUGGAGUUAAACUCUGGAUUCCGCUUGUCUGCAAGAGUGAAGCCGGACAUCAAACGACAGGAAUCUAUGACUUUACUAAGUGAUGGGGACUGUGCUUUAAAUAGGCAUCCGUCCAUAAUAAUUGCAUUUCAAACCCUGGAGGAAAAGUUUGUGAAAGUGAUAUUUGGACUGUCUCUAGAAAACAAGGAAAAAAUGUCCUACAUUAAUGUGACAACUAAGGUAGAGGACUUGCUUCACUUAACUCUCCAUUUCACCGGAAACUGUUUUGGUGUCGAGGUCAAUCACAAGGUCACAAAUAUCUUAUUUCCCGAGACAGUGUACAUUCAAAGAACGAAAGGCCCUUUGGUGGUCGGAAAAAAUGUUUGUCAGGACUAUCCUGUUUUUCAUGGACUCCUUAACCAGAUACAACUUUUCAGCUGUUAGUUACCCUGUGCAUUUUCCAUCAACACAAAAUCAAAAGGGCAAAUCUGCAGACAUUUUAUUUUCCUAGUUCCCAGAAGAGUGUCAACAAUAUGUGAGCAAUGAGCAUUCAAAUUCACAGCAAUCUCAGCAAAAUGAUAAUGGUUUAACGAUAUGUGAUGAAAGUAUAAAUUUACAUAAAUGCCAUUGUGACGUGUUUAAUGCUUUAUAUUCAUUAAAAUGCUGUCAAGUUUCCAGUAUUUCAGUCAUUUACAGUACUAUCAUAAGAUAGAUUUAAUAGCACUGCUGGUGACUUCACUCUUGUAAUACAUUCAUUCAUUUCACUUUAAAGCCUAAUAAUUCAUACUGUGAAGCUGCAAAAAAAAAAAACCCAAAAAACUUGUGUAUUCCAAAAACAAAACAAAUACAAUUCACACUUCUAGUCCAGAAUUAUAGUUUACACAUAUUCUUAACAUCUUUAACAUAUGUAAUGGAAUAUUGCUCAAUCUACCAUUACCCUUAAUAUUCAAACGAGAUACAGAACAGAUACAUACUCAAAACAUCUAAACAUGACACACAUAUAUAUAAUGAUACCUAUAUAUACUGUAUUUUUUAACGGACAAACUGCAAAUAAAACACAAAGAAAUAUGAAGCAUAUGUAUGUAGGGGAAAAUAAAUUAAAUGACUGCAAAGUUUAAUAAUCAAGUUUUACAUCUCAAUUUUCAAACUCUGAUGCCACAGUGAAUGUUUUGUGAUGAAAUAUACAUAAAUAUACCUACAAACUACCAAGAAAAAAAAAGAGGGGGGGGGGGGGGGGCAUACUGAAA